This is a messenger RNA of Lytechinus variegatus (green sea urchin), 1088 nucleotides long. It is a transcript of the gene uxt, whose product is annotated as protein UXT homolog. The record is from RefSeq and is a predicted model, not a curated record. Gene Ontology annotation, molecular function: transcription corepressor activity. Gene Ontology annotation, biological process: negative regulation of transcription by RNA polymerase II. Bases 36 to 503 code for a protein of 155 amino acids. Lineage: Eukaryota; Metazoa; Echinodermata; Echinoidea; Temnopleuroida; Toxopneustidae. The transcript has 6 exons.
UGAAGACCUCACCAUCAGCAUCAAACUUCUUCAAAAUGUCUGAAGAUAUACCAGAAAAGGUGAUUGGAUAUGAAAGAUUCGUCAAUGAAGUGCUUAGGAAAGAUUUAGAGAAAGUUCUUGCAUCAAGAGAUGAGAUAUUUUCACAAAUUGCAGAGUACCUCCAGCUUAAAACAACCAUUGAGAAGAUUCAGGAGACAGGAUAUGAAAAUGAAGAGCUUAAAACCCAAAUAGAUCUUGGUUGUAACUUCUAUGCACAAGCAAAGGUCCAAGAUCCAUCUAUGAUCUUUGUUCAUGUUGGCUUUGGAUUCUUUGUGGAAUUCACUCUGAAAGAAGCUCUCAAGUUUAUUGACAAGAAAACAAAGCAUCUUACUCAGUACAGUGAGAAACUUACCCAAGAUUCUGCUAAGAUAAAAGCCCACAUCAAGCUUGUGUAUGAGGGUUUAAGAGAAAUUCAGAACCUGAACCAAGAGCUUCCCAAAGAACAAAGAUCCCUAUGGACAUGACAGGCUUCAAAUUGGCAAUGCUGUCAAACCUUAUAAUCUUCACUUGUCAUGCACUCUGUUAUAACUGCAGAAUAGACAAUGUUGAGGACUGUCGUGUCAAACCAUCAAGAUGGACUUUCUAUUGAGAAAAUGUGAUGGCUAACAAGAUUAAAGGUCUACCCAUUGGACAUGAAGAGAAGAUGGAUCCAUCUACAAAGUGUGAACUUCGUUAAACAUGACACAAAUGCGGCUGCCUAUGUUGAUUUUCUAAAAGUCAUACAUUUGGCUAAGUGGAAGCUUUUUUUUUCUGGAACAGAUCAUGCAAGGCAUGCAUGUCUUUCAAGUCAAAUUUUGCUUACAUUGAACAUAUAUCUCUAGUCCAAAGGUAUCUUAAGCAGACCCACUUGUACAUGGUAGCCUAUUGUUACCUCCUUCCCACUUUCAUUAUCUUCAAUGGCCGUGUGAUUUUGCAUGAUCUUUCACAGAAAUAUAAGGAUUAGAAGGUAAAAGAUGCAGUGUCAGAUAUUGCAUUCAACUAUAGUCAAAUCAGGCUUUGACUUAUAUGAUAAAUAGCCUGUUUAUUCUGAGCUUUUGUACACAGUAAAG